Messenger RNA from Caenorhabditis elegans, 2025 nucleotides. RefSeq lists its product as uncharacterized. The transcript is spliced from 10 exons. Gene Ontology annotation, biological process: protein ubiquitination. Bases 2 to 1237 code for a protein of 411 amino acids. Gene Ontology annotation, cellular component: membrane. Lineage: Eukaryota; Metazoa; Nematoda; Chromadorea; Rhabditida; Rhabditidae. Gene Ontology annotation, molecular function: ubiquitin protein ligase activity. The record is from RefSeq and is marked reviewed.
GAUGACCUCAAUAAAACGAGGUACAUGGUUUUUCAUCUUCGUACUCGGAGUUUUUACAGCCAUUACGUGUGAAUUUACUACUCAGCUAACAUAUCUUCACGUGGUCAGUCACAUAGCUAUCUUAACAGCGGCCCACUUUGCAUUGGUAUUCCCACCGGAGGAACUGCUCGACGGACUCGGGCUCACACUUUUUGACUUGUUUACAAUUCUAUAUAAUUCAAGACAGCACGACUUUGUGGAGUAUGCUGCAAAACGGGUGGCAUUCUUUCACGCAUUUGUUGCCUUCUAUCCCUGUGUCAUUGCUGCCUACUUCGUGCAUGGAAACAUCUUGAUGACUGCAGCUGACACUCGUCGAUUUCCAUCAGUUCUGGAUUAUCCUUGGAUGUGGUUCACAGUGCUUUUUGUCGCUUUGAUUGCAAACGGUUAUUAUUGCAUUCGGAUCAAAGACUACAAAAAAUGGCCUAUCUACCAAUACUACAUAGAUAACCCGGACUGCGUGAAUGAAGCACAAACGGUGAUUGCUGAUCCAGAAACUUUUCGGAUAAAAUUGUCCCAGCGCAGCUUCCUCUUUGUCACUCGUAAUUUCCUUGUCUACACAUCAAAUUGGAGAUUUAUGGCUGUCAAGUUGGCUGAUGUCCGGCUUCAGGUGGACAACACAAGGAUGCCAAUGCUUCCGAAUCAGGAUGAAGAAGAGCGGAUACGAUCAAUUUUUGUGAAAGUCAGCUUCCGCCCUGCCUAUAUAACACCGUUCACUAUCACCCUACGUCAAGACUAUUAUCGUCAACUGAAUGAGAUACUCGAAGUACCAAUUUUUGUUCCCCCUCAUAUAAACGUCCCCUUGACUUUCAUGGAGGAGCUGAAAGAGGAUUUUAUUCAACGAAUAGCAAGCAACACCCGUGUAACACACCGUGUGAAAGCAAGUGAAAAGGAUCCAUGUUUUGCAUGUGGAACUGAAGAAAAUAUGGUGAAAAUUGAAAGAUCUUGCGAUGGCCAGGAGCAACGAGUUUUCUUUCACGACAUUGGCGCCCGAUUCACUCCACCGUGCGAGAACUGCAUUUGUCGUCCUUUAUGGUGCAGAAGUUGCCUAGCUCAAAUUUUCAUUGGAAGGCAGAACAUAGAUAACGUCUACCGAUAUGAGUACCAUCGAGGAAGUGCGCAAUGCCCAACUUGCAGAAAGAAUUUCUGCAUCCGGGACGUGCAUUGUGUUGAUUUCGACUACAUCUCGGAGGAAAAUUGAUAUUUUGAGAAGAUUCCCUUAGCUGUGAUUGCUUUUCUCUGUAUGUCGUUGACGCACCAUCCGUUCCUUAGUCGUGUAUAUAUGUAGCAUUUUCUCGAUUUGUUGUCUCUCGAAAUGCGCGAAGCACAUUUCCGCCAAGCAUCAUCCUUAUCCGCGUCUCUCCCUCAUUUUCCCCUCUCUCUAUUUCGAACAGCAGACUUUCGGGCUUCAAGCAGAUGGUCUGCGGCGUUCUCUCUGGUUCACAUGUGUUAUGGGUCACGCAGCUGUUUUUACCGUGUUAUGCCCUCCCGAUCGCCUUUCACCACCAGCCUUCUGGUUCAUCCUCACUUUACAUUCCCCUCUCGUUUCACGGCUCAGAGUUUACCCAGCCCUAUACCGCCGCGCGAUCGGACAGCACAUUCACUUUAUGCAGCUUUCAUUCAAUUGACAUACUGUUUUUGAGUUCACCCACAUUUCUCUUUCCCAUGUACCUUAUUUCAUAAAGGUCAUGCAGCUCGUUCAAUUCAAUGUUGCGGUGUUGGGUAAACGAGUUAGUAAUCAUUGAGUGUGUCCCCCAAUACUUGUCACAAAGCGUUUUGUCCCACUGACCGACUAAGAGCAAAUUUGAGUAAUAAUUCUUUUGUUGUACACCAUAGCGCUACAUCAUAUUCACCCUCGCGACUUAGCGCACUUCUGCCACAUUUUUUUGUCCCAGCCCAGUUUUUUCCUUUGAUACGGUGUUCCAUCUCUGUUUUAACUACCAUUUUUGCCUUUUCCUUCUCGUGAUUCCAAUAAACUUGACAUUUUGA